Xyrichtys novacula (pearly razorfish) is the source of this 1502-nucleotide messenger RNA. Lineage: Eukaryota; Metazoa; Chordata; Actinopteri; Labriformes; Labridae. The record is from the annotation of a GenBank genome assembly.
AUGGGAGUUGAGUCUCUGGUUGUUGAUGUUAGACAGUCGCACAAGGCGAAGCGGCUGCUGCCCGUGUUGAUUCAGCCUCCUCCUCCUCCUCCUCUUCUUCUUCUUCCUCCUCUUCUUCCUCCUCCUGGUCUUCAGCACUGCUCCCCGCUGGACAGCUCCCGCUUGGACAUCCUCUCUAUAACGCUGCAUGGUCCCUUUAAGUCUUUUAAUGGAAGUAAAAUCUAUUUAUGUUCCAAGAAAUACUGGGAGUUUACAACUUCGUCCACAGGAGGAAUCUACGGAUACCUCGCUUCGAGAUUUGUGGCAGGCAGCGGAUCCUCGGCGGCACAGAUCCCACAUUCAUUGUGAGUAAAACUGGCUGCUAAAUUUUUUGCGUCUUGCCUGUGCGUGUGAGCGUGUUUGAACCACUCCAACAAUCCACUCUGCUAAAUGCAUGAUUUAUCUUCUGAAUUUCACCUCGGUAUGUGUGAUUAAAUUGUGAAUGAGACUGUCAAUAUGUUGCUGGGGUCAAUGUAAUGACUGCAUGAUGAGCUCUGCACCUACACGGUGUAGCCAAUUAAAUGCAGAAUUGAUUGGUGUUUGCCAGUCUAUUGGACGCUGCAAAAUGUGGAGACGCGUUCUGGUGCGUCUGAUAACGCGUUUGGUUCUCAAUUAAUCGGGCAGAAUGAGGAGGCUAUUCGUGCAGCUUGAUGCGUAAAGCUUUUACGCAUUGGACAUCCUUUUGUCUCCACGGUGCAAUUUGUGUUCCAGUUUGUUUGAAACCUCUCGUUAUCCCCGCUCCUUGAAAAACCUGGUUGUGAAGAACUGUUUGGAGAAUCUGCAGGUGGUAAUUGGUGGACUUGAUUAUGCUUAAUCCUCAUAGGCUAUUUGCUUUUGCCACGGCGCGUCUUGCGCUUGAGGUGCAUGUUUUGGAUUCUGCAAUUUGUCUUAAAGUUUUGCUUGCUAAUGAGGAUAUAAUUUCCUUUUACUUUUUUGGGGUUAUUCAAAUGUUGAUUCUUUUUUUUUUUUUUUUGGCUGCCGUGUGUGUUGAUCCGGUUUGUACUGCUGUUAAUUUACGCGCAAUCUGUCGUAUGUGUUUUAGUUCUGGGAUCAAGUCCAGCAUGACUUUGCCACCGAUGGUUUUUGAUGUUUGUUGAGUCAGAUAUGAAUGAAAAAUCCGGCAAGGGGCCAAACGUUUAAGAGCUGCUUCAAUCUGUGUAUUUUAGAUGCAUAUUUGCGCACAACCGUCAAUGUUUGGGUUAAUUAAUAUUGCUAUAUGAACCUGCCGAUGGCUGUAUAAAUGUUGUGCAAAAUGUGUUCACAUUUGCUUCACCAGUAACCAACAUUUUCAGCGCCUCCUGCAAAAAAAAAAAAAAAAAAAAAAAACGACCAACUGCUCUAUUCACGCUUCCAGGUUAACGGCGACUGACGAGCCGUGUGUGCACAGGCUUCAUCUCCAGACAUUUGGUCCAAAGGUUAGGUCUAAAAACCGCGAAGCUGCUGUCUACGUGGACUGGUGCUGA